Molecule: messenger RNA, 789 nt
Organism: Bactrocera oleae (olive fruit fly)
Lineage: Eukaryota; Metazoa; Arthropoda; Insecta; Diptera; Tephritidae
Source: RefSeq, a predicted model, not a curated record
CGCUUUAGUAGUUUUUACUUGAUUUUUGUGUGUAAAAAAACUAUAAAAUUAUUGAAAAUUUAAAUUUCAUUAGUUUCUAGUAAAUUUAAGAAUACUACAGUAACGGACUAACUGGAACUAAAUAUUUAUUGAAGUGUACUAAAUUAAAAGAACAUGCAAUACGUAACCUCAUUUAUCAUCAUUAUUUUCAUUUCAUGGACAACACCGCUCUACACAUCACAGUGGCAACACGCUUACAAAUGCGACUUAAAUGGUAUUACGCCACGUUGCUGCGUAGACGCUAGCAAAAUUAUACCCUUUCUCGAUAACUCGGUCUGUCUAGUAGAAGACACAACCAUGGGUGAACCGCAUCGCUACUCUAUUCUAAUAGAUGAUUUUCCUGUUUGCACAGUUUAUCGAUCGGGUCCAUGCAUACAUGAUGCUGAAGUGUGUAUACUAAUGCGGCCGCGUGUCUACGUUUGCCAGACAUCAUUCACCAUUAUUUUCAAGCAUCGCACCGCGGAAUGGUGUUUCUCAGCGUAUUUGAAAAUCUUCAGUAUCAAAAUGUAUAAAUAUCCACAGCUUUGCGGUUAUUUCGCCGAGCACUAUUUUCUAAUGCCACGUGUCAUUGAAGAUUUACUGAUCGAUUUAGGUUAUUAAAAAUAUUUGAUUUAAUUAAAAAAAUAAAAGUUAAAUGGAAAAAAUUUAGUCAAAUUCAGCUUCAUUGAGUCAAAUUAAAUCGAAAGAAAUUAGAACUAAAUUCCUUAACAGUUAUGUCUUAUUUACUCCACUUUCAGUAACAAAAAAAAU